Recurvomyces mirabilis is the source of this 187-nucleotide messenger RNA. RefSeq lists its product as uncharacterized. The transcript has a single exon. NCBI's taxonomy places the organism in Eukaryota, Fungi, Ascomycota, Dothideomycetes, Mycosphaerellales, Teratosphaeriaceae. The record is from RefSeq and is a predicted model, not a curated record. The annotation marks the transcript as partial.
AUGAUACGCGAUUUCGGCCCCAUCAUUGCAGAGGAUGACCUUGAGGGUCGGACGAAAGCCAUGAUCUACAAUGAGUACGUUAAGUCGCAUGCAGGUCAGACCAGACAGUACGGCUGUCUACUCGUCUGCUUUGGUGUCGUGGCCUUGCUCGGCUGGAGGUCACAAAGACGCGUCAAUGCAGUCACGU